AUGUUAAUAUUAGAUAUAGAUAUUGUAUUCAUGAGUGGAAAACCUGAUAGGGUUGGUGGUGUAUUGAUAGGUAGAUCUGUAAAGAUAUCCCAAUCUGGAGAAGGUAAGUCAGGAAGUUCAAAGAUAUAA
Messenger RNA from Scutellospora calospora, 129 nucleotides. Lineage: Eukaryota; Fungi; Glomeromycota; Glomeromycetes; Diversisporales; Gigasporaceae. The record is from the annotation of a GenBank genome assembly.